Messenger RNA from Bombyx mori (domestic silkworm), 1006 nucleotides. Its product is annotated as nucleoredoxin-like protein 2. The transcript is spliced from 2 exons. The record is from RefSeq and is a predicted model, not a curated record. The coding region runs from base 354 to 956 and encodes 200 amino acids. NCBI's taxonomy places the organism in Eukaryota, Metazoa, Arthropoda, Insecta, Lepidoptera, Bombycidae.
UUUUUGACCGAAAGACUGUUUGCAGAAAUUGUUAUUAAUAAAAUAGUGAAAAGCAGCUAAACAAAGAACAAACUGUAUGAAUUUAUAAAAGAAUAUGCGCUGAAUUCUUUUUGAGGAGACAGGCAAAGAUGUAGAUGGUCGUAAAGCCAUUUCUUCAAUUAGCUGCAGCAGCAGAAUUUUAACAUUACCGUUAAUUGACUUAAAAUUUAAAACUACUUAUCAAUAACUUCUAAUUUUAAGAUAUAUUGUGUAAAUUGUAUCAGAUUUACAAAAAUUAUGGAUUCGAAUAAUUUUUUUAAACAAUUCCAUACAUACAAUUUUGAAGUUCGUUUAAUGUCAAAUACAAAACCAAAAUGUCCGAAUCUCAUCUAAUUUGUCCUCCGUAUAAUUACUUGAGAGAUGCAAAAAUUUACAACAAAAAAGACGAAAUCGUACCCUGGCACUGGAUCGAGGAGAACGCCGAUAUUCUCGUCCUCCUAUUCACCGCUAAGGGGAUAGAUAAAGAUGGAAUUAUAGAAAAUUUCUAUAAGAUUUACGAGAACGUGAAACACCGUAAUUUCCCUUUAGAAGUGAUUUAUGUGCCCACGGACGAAACCGAAGACGAUAUGAAGGCGUGCUAUGAGGAGCAGGCGAACUGGUUUACUCUUAAGCUUUCUGACAGCCUGGUACCGGCACUCGUGUACAUAUAUGAAAUAACAUGCAUUCCACACGUUUUGGUAAUCAAUGUGAACGGUAGCGUUAUUUCAAAACACGGUUUAAUUGAUUUGGUCGAAUAUGGUAAAAACGCUGUCGUCUCGUGGCUUUCCACAUCCGGGCCGACCAAAAAUCAUAGAAGGGUAAGCAAAGAUGCAGCGAUGUACGGGACGGAGUGGCGCUUCCACAAUGCGUUCAAGCCACACGCGCAGUACAAGAAAAAAUUCAGCGACUUAGCUGAAGCAACCUCCAAACAAACAUGACGUCCUAGUACUUUUGUAGAAGAAAUUGACUAUUAAAAUUAUUAACACGA